GUUGACCUUUAUAAAAAAAAGCUGUAUAAAAUAGUGUCUAACUUUUUUUACAUAUCUGUAUUAUCAUUUCAAAUCAAACAGACUCAUUAAAAAAGAAAUUCCAUGGCUUACUCUAAAAUUCUUCAUUUCUCCAUCCUUGUUAUUAGCCUCCUCUUUUCUGCAACUAUCAUGGCACAAGACUCUCCAUUAUAUUUGAAUACAAUUUGUCCCAACAACGUUACCAAACCCAGCAGCACCUUCCAAAGCAAUCUCUUAAACCUCUUCUCUUCAUUGUCAUCAAAAGCCAAAGGAAACACCAAAUUCUACAACCAUACAGUCACUAGUAUAAAUCCUUCUGAGUCCGUCUAUGGAUCGUUCAUGUGUAGAGGUGACAUACCGUCUCUGCUAUGUCAGGACUGCAUAGUUAAAGCAACCAAUCAGCUAUCCUCAGCGUGCUCUUUGUCCAAACAAGCUGUGAUUUGGUACGGCGAGUGCAUGGUUCGAUACUCUAACAUAUCUUUCUUUUCCACGAUCGAUAUGAUGCCAGGUUUUCACUGGUGCAAUACCGCCAAUGUCACAAACACGAAGAGCUUUGUGUCUUUAUUGUUUACAACCAUGAAUCGAACUGUAGAUGAAGCAGCAAGUCCACUUAUUGGUGACAAAAACGAGAAGUUUGCAACCAAAGAAGCACAAGAUUCGGAAAAUCAGACCCUUUACUGUCUAGCUCAGUGCACGCCGGAUUUGUCGCCUAAUGAUUGCAGAACCUGUCUCAGUAGUGCUAUUGAGAAAGUUUCAAAGAGUUGUGAUGGAAAGGUGGGAGGGAGAUUUCUUUAUCCUAGCUGUAAUGUAAGGUAUGAAUUAUAUCCAUUUUAUAGGUCUAUUACUGUUCUUUCACCAAAUGAGCUAGCUCCUCGAACAAAUGAUUCCAAACAAGAUUCUAAACUUUCAGAAGAAUCAUUUUAUCUUUCCUAUAAUUGCUCAAGAAACCACAACACAAUCACUGACAAAAACAUCAAAUUACUUCUGUCUUAUUUGUUGUCGAACGCCACCAUCGGCAAAAAAUUUCAUAGCCUUAAAGUGGAAGAAAUUGUGUAUGGUCUCUUCAUGUGUCGAGGUGAUCUUCCUUCUAGACUCUGUGUUCAAUGCGUCAAAAACGCAACGGAAGAACUAUACUCAAAGUGUCAAUACUCCCCACAGGGUAUAAUUUGGUACAGCCAUUGCUUACUUCGCUAUUCAAAUCAGUAUUUCUUCAAUCACUUUGAAACAAGACCUAUGUUUAGCGAUAUAAAUGUUACCAAUGAUCCCAUCCCGGACCAAAACUUGUUCACAAAUGCAUUAUCAAAUCAAUUAUCCGAACUUGUCAAUGUUACGGGGAACAAUGAUGAAAAAUUUACGACAAAUUCAUUGAUAUUGAAUGAUAAACAAACCUUGUAUACUGUUGAACAAUGUACAAAAGAUUUGUCAACUGACGAAUGCAAUUCAUGUCUAAAUGAUAUGAUCAGUAAAGAAAUUCCAUGGUCAUUUUUGGGAAGUGUUGGAGGAAGAAUCUUAUAUCCUAGCUGCAAUCUGAGGUUUGAAUUGUUCAAAUUUUACAUGGACGGCGACGAAGCUCUACUCCCUACAAGACAUGCAGCAAGCUUAGUGCGCGUGAUCAAGAGCGUGAUUGCGUCGAAGUCAAAUAGUCAAGGUGGGAAAGGCACGAUUUCAAGCUCAAAGGUGGUUCCUUUGUGGGAACGUCGGACAAGCAGCCAAAGAUGGAGCAAGUGCUGAUCAUGGGAUUAGUCUUUUGCCCGUUAUUUUCUUUAUGUAUAAAUAAGAGUUUCCUAGUCUGAAAAUAGGUCGCAAACAAUUUAUAAAAAUUCUACAACACUUAAACUAUCGGUGUCUAGAGACACGAGUUAUACAUAAUGUAAGUAAAUUGAUUUGUAGACCAUUUUACUUUUAAUGCAAUGAAUUCUACAUUUCCUUUAAGUUUAUGUGUUUAAACUUUUACCCUUACCUUUAAUUUUAUCUUGCUUUUACUUGCAAUCUCAAACUUGUCGAGAGACAGUGCCUUUUUACUCUAAAACUCAUCUUGCUCUCUAAGUAACCUAAGUGCAUUUCGUGGCCCUUUUUUCAAACUGUUUUCGAUCAAAACCUUUGCACAACAUGUCCUGAGAUUUUUAGUUCGGUCUCGCUUGUAAUAUUAGAACUAGCCUGUAGUUUUCCGAAAACACUAGUAAACAAGUACCUCUGCUGUUUUGUCUGUGAUCAGCCUCAUAAAUGGGGCAAUUUUUUGCAUUGGGCUGAAUGGCACUACAACUCGUCUAUUCCCACUUCUACCGGGGUAUCACCUUAUCAAGUGUUAUAUGGUAAACAAUCUCCAUCUUUACCCCCAAUACAUUGUUGGCACUUCCUUAGUAGAGGCAGUUGAUGUUGAGCUCAACUCUAGGGAACACAUACUUCAAGUCUUGCGAAAUAAAUUGCCGAAAGCACAGGACAACAUGAAACAGUACGCAGACCGUCACAGGAUACCACAUACAUUCCAAGUUGGUGAUUGGGUCUUUUUCAAAAUACGACCUUAUUGGAAAACUUCAGUUGUAGGGCAUCGCAUGAAUAAGCUUUCAAAGCAUUACUACGGACCAUGCCACAACGCCUCACAUACUCAAUUGGACCUGCCGGAGGAAACAUUAAACAAUCAGCCAAUCAUCCAACCCCUUUCUAUUCUUGAUUGGAAGGACUCCACCGAAGACGUUGAUACUAGUCCAAUGGAGUGACCUAUAUCCGAAAGGUGCAACAUAGAGAAUCUGUCUGAGGUUUUAGCAGCUUUGUCCUCACCUCCACGUUGAGGACAAGGUGUUUUUCCAAGAAGGGAAGGAUGUUAUGGGCCAUGACACUGAUGAUGAAUGGAUAGCUUAUGAGGACAACAUGGUCCAACCUUCUCAACUAAGACCCAAGAGAAACAAGACUCACCCCAAGUACUUGAAGGAUUAUGACGUGUCCAUUAAGGGUCAUAGGACCACUUGAAUUACUGCCUAGUCACCUAAACACUAGAAUGUUCCUUUUGCUCUACCACUGUGCAAUUCUCUUAGUCAUAAGGUUGAUAGCUACCUACAGUUGUCCCUUAGUACUAGGAUUGAGUUCUUAUCCUAUAUGUAUUGGAAUGUUUUAUGAAAUAAAGGCAGAGAAAUAAUUGUUGAAUCAUUGAGUCUACUCCACUCACGGAGCCUAUUUUUAUUCCUUGCAUUUCUUUACCUUACACUAUUUAACGUACACGAAGCUUUACUUGUAAACCAAAUAAUAAUAAUGAAG
Medicago truncatula (barrel medic) is the source of this 3270-nucleotide messenger RNA. Its product is annotated as cysteine-rich receptor-like protein kinase 4. The record is from RefSeq and is a predicted model, not a curated record. Gene Ontology annotation, molecular function: protein serine/threonine kinase activity; ATP binding. Gene Ontology annotation, biological process: defense response to bacterium; protein phosphorylation. The transcript is spliced from 2 exons. NCBI's taxonomy places the organism in Eukaryota, Viridiplantae, Streptophyta, Magnoliopsida, Fabales, Fabaceae. Gene Ontology annotation, cellular component: plasma membrane. The coding region runs from base 103 to 1749 and encodes 548 amino acids.